AUGGCUCGCUCUCGGUCGCGCUCUGGCUCGACGAGGCCUUACGAGUCUACGCUGAAAUCAAUAAAAGGCGUCUCCAACCCAAAGGCAGCUGCACUGAGUCCACCUCGUAGACGCGUUACCAGGAGCCAGAGCCGUGAUCCUGAUAACUCGGACCUGGAGAAUGGCCUGGGCACCGGUCGGCCCUCGUUGAAUGGUCCGAGAUGGAAACAAAACAUGGGCAGAAGCGGAAAGGGUCUCGAUGCUGUUGUGGAAGAAUCUCCCAUCAGAUCGCCAGCCAAAUCGCCUCGCAAGAGUGGUACUCGUCGCGAAAGUCAUGCUGCGCUGGACUCGCCCGAAGAUGCUGCCAACAUCUCCGGCACCACCAUUCUCCCUUCGGAGCCGGACACUAACCUUGAUCCCGAGAUGAUGCUCGAGUCUCUGCCGGACCUGGAACGUACCGCGCGAGACGUCUUGAAACUGCUUGUUCCUGCAUCUACGGACCCGGUCAGCAUCGUCAAUCUAGCAGCGAAGCUGGCGGAUCCCAAGAACACGCAGAGCAGGCGUCUUUCGCGCUCAAAGUCUAAGUUUGAGACCGAAGCCAGCUACUUUGGUAGCCACUCAUAUAUAGACACCGAAACGGUCAGCGAGGCGAUCUAUUCGGCCUUGGAAAAUAAGCGCGAUGGACUCGCCAAUGAUUGGACCCCUGAUCUCAGUGUGCAAAAGGCAAACUGCGCGCGGUUUGCCAUCGAGGUGCUCCUGGCCCGAGCUGAGACAGACGCUCCAAGACAGGCCAUUCAACAUGUUGAAGGCGUGUUUCCGUCUGUCUUUAUGAACAACGUUGUUCAUGACGGUCAGCGAACGACAGUGGGUGAAAGCUCCCUUGGGAAAGACACUUUCAAUCUUGCUUUGGAAAUCAGGACGCAGUAUCUGAUUGCAUCAAUGGAGGACCAACAGAAUGACCCUGGUUUUGAUCCUGAUGCCAUUCUUAAAUCGGCAUUCUUCGUGGAUGAAAUUGACGAAGACGUUUACGAUAGCAGCGAGGCGCCACUCCGAGGCUUCAGCUUGGACAACCUUGGUGGUGCAGACGGAUAUCUUCCUUCGCGCUAUAGAGACGCUGCUUAUGAUCGUUUCAACGAAAUGCGAGUCGUGAUAUCGGACGGGCUGGAUGAGUUGAAGAGCGCAUUCCGAUGGUCAAGAUUCGCCUUGAAAGCUGCCCAAUGGCUUCGCAAACGCAACGAUGAGAUUGACAAACAACUGAACAGACAGCGGCAGGCGGACGACCUGAAGGAUGAGUAUUUUGCGACUCCCAAAACGGGAUCCAAGAUGGGCAGUGUAGCUCCUCGCUCCGAAGCAACGCUGAGUCCUGCAGGAAGAGCAAGCGCGAGACCCUCUUCUGUUGCUGCUGAAAAUCAAAGAAGAAUGGCUGCUCGAGGCUCGCCUUUUGCGGCAACUCCAACUAGAUUAAGAAUAUCAAGCACUCUACGAGAAUUGGCACCCCCUGGCGGUUCGGGCAUGCAAGGGCCGCUUUUCACAAAGCCCCCCAUGCCAUCGAGAACAUCGGACGUUCAACCCGGACCUGAUGACCCGGAAACAUCGAAUGAUCAAGGAUCGCCGACCGAGGAAGCUCCCAUCCAUGAUGGUGCUCCGAAACCCUCAAGCAAUGAGAAAGAGCCUAGCCAUGAGAAAGAACCUAGCACUGAGAAAGAGCCAAGGACUGCUCCUGAAAACCGAGAGCGGCGUAAAUCAAAACCCUCUUUUCUGAAUGCGUCCUCCAUCGACCGCAUAAUGCAAAGACAGAGGCGGCGGUCUGACUUCGUGCAACCUUCACCACAGGCCGAAGGUGACACUCUCGUAUCCGAAGAUCAAAGCAACGCGUUGCCCGCCGCCUCCCAAUCUAGAACUGCAGGUCCAGUAGUACCUGCACCGCCAGUGGAGCCUGCCGAUAUGCCAGACCCCCAUAUGGACAGUCCUCUUUUCGUGCCCCAAGACGGGGAAUCGCUGACAAUCAAUGAUACUGGUUUCACUCUCGAUGGAGAUAACUCGAGAAUUCAGAUUGAGCGAUCCCACAGUCCUCCUGUCGGGAAUAGGAUCAGCCACGGGCCAGGGCGUCAACGGACGGACUCUAUAGCAAGCAUCCCUGUGAAUCCAUCCUCAACUCUUCCUUCCGAUCAGGAGUUAUGGCAAGCGACCCAAAAACACGUCGCUUCUAGUUCCCAGGCAACAAAGGAUAAACAUCCUCGGGCGACUUUUAUCGAUCAUCAGGAGAACGCCCACCGAGUCUCGCCAAUUAGCCACGGAGUAAGCGCACGCAGCGCCCAAAGAGCACAACCUGCGCCUCAACCAUCCAACAAGCGACGACGCGAAGAGUCGGACGAUCUGGAGGGAAAUGAAGAAAGUGGGAAUGACUUCGUGAGGGACGCACGCACGGUUGAUAUCUCUCGCAAACGCGCAGAAAAGCCAGCACAGCCCACGAACAAGCGUCAGAGAACCACGACAGAUGACAAUACGCGAGCCGCGUCUGAGAUGCCAGGGGAAAACCAAGAGGCCAGACGAGGGUCGCCAACCAUUCCGUAUCGCUCUUCACAGCCCUCCUCUACCAAUCAGUCACAUGUGCGCUCGCGCUGGCAACCGGCCGAAGACGAACGGUUGCUCCGCCUCAUCUCGGACCACGACUGUAAGUGGGCAUUGAUAGAACAAGAAAACGAGGCGCAGCCCGAGAAACCAGGCGAGAAGAUAAUCGAGGGCCGAAACCAGGUUCAGCUGAAGGAUCGGGCGCGGAACUUGAAGAUCAAAUAUCUCCGGGCUCGACAACCCCUCCCAAAGAACUUGGAAAAAGUAACUAUGAAACAAAAGGACAAGGCUAGGCUCGAAAACAUGGGCAUUAUCGUUCCGGACAACUAA
Aspergillus affinis is the source of this 2880-nucleotide messenger RNA. RefSeq lists its product as uncharacterized. NCBI's taxonomy places the organism in Eukaryota, Fungi, Ascomycota, Eurotiomycetes, Eurotiales, Aspergillaceae. The transcript has 4 exons. The coding region runs from base 1 to 2880 and encodes 959 amino acids. The record is from RefSeq and is a predicted model, not a curated record.